GCAUAAUGCACCCCAUAAUACAAGAUACAACUAGCUAAACAGCUAUAAAAUGCCCAAAUUUGGGUCUACAAAAACAGUUCACGUUGAAAAUUCUGACAGUGAUAGCACCAUGGUGGAGAAACAAACUGCAAGAAAGAGCAAGGACAAGAUUGCAUCCUACAGCAAAACUCCAAAAGUCGACAGGAGUAAUGUGGGCAAGGAGAUGAAAGAAAAGUCUUCUAUGAAACGUAAACUUCCUUUCACUAUUAGUCCAUCCAGAAAUGAAGAUCGCAAUUCAGACGCAGAAAAAGAAGUUCCRGAAAAAAAGAAAAUGAAGAAGGAUGCAGGAAAUAAGAAAUCCACACCAGUCAGCAUUCUUUUUGGUUAUCCCUUGUCGGAGCGCAAACAGAUGGCACUUCUCAUGCAGAUGACAGCAAGAGACAACAGCCCAGAUUCCAACCUAACCUUGCAAACAACACCAGCACAGAAGAAAACCACGAGCUCUUCCUCAAGGCAAAAAGACAAAGUUAACAAGAGAAAUGAGCGAGGGGAGACUCCUCUUCACAUGGCAGCCAUCCGAGGGGAUGUUAAACAGGUUAAGGAGCUCAUCAGCAUGGGUGCAAAUGUGAACGUAAAAGACUUUGCAGGUUGGACCCCUCUCCAUGAAGCUUGUAAUGUUGGCUACUACGAUGUAGCUAAAGUGCUGAUAGCAGCAGGAGCAGACGUGAACACUCAGGGCCUGGAUGACGAUACACCGCUCCAUGAUUCCGCCAGCAGUGGCCAUCGGAAUAUUGUGAAAUUGCUUCUUCGACAUGGUGGAAACCCAUUUCAAGCCAACAAGCACGGGGAGAGACCGGUUGACGUAGCUGAAACAGAAGAGCUGGAAAUGCUGUUGAAAAGGGAGGUGCCUCUUUCUGAUGAUGAGGACAGUUGCUCAGAUUCAGAAGAGCCUCCWUUUGUAAACCCUUCUAGUGUGGAAGGCAAUGUUGAUUCAGAAGCAGAGAAGGACCCUGCGGCCAAUGACAGCAAACAAAUAGUCCCUAAUAAGGCACCACCUCCAGCUGCUGUUGAUGAGUAUGAGUUUAAAGAUGACGAUGACGAUGAAGUGAAAAAAAUGAUUGACAACAGACAUAUUCUUAGAAAAGACUUAAGGAAAGAAGAUGAGACUGAAACAGAAAAGAACAGCUUAUUUGGGAAACAAGAAAAGGUUGCGUUUUCCAAAUCCCUUAAAAACAAAAAGCAGAAAUCGUCUAGAGUUUUGUAUUCAAGUUCUGAAAGUUCAGAUGAAGACGUACUUCAAGACAAAAAGAUUGUCUCCUCCUGUUCUAUUUCAGAGACCUUACAUUCUGAUGUAAGAGUGAAGAAAGAACAUGUAGGUACAAACGAACACAAGCAAAAAGGCAAAGUUAAAAGGAAACUAAAAAAUCAGAGCAAAAACAAAGAGAAUCAAGAACUAAAGCAAGAAAAAGAAAACACUAGAGUCACAAAUGUAACUACGUCAGGGUUAGAUUCCUUAGAAAAAAGUAGAGAGGAAGAAACUUUUAAGAAAUCUUUCAGCCCAAACGAAGAUUCUUCUAUACAUCUGUUUCAUAUCACUGCUGGCAAAUCUCCUAAACAUCCUUGUGGGUUAAGUGAAAAGCAGUCAACACCACUAAAGCAAGAAAACACUAAAACUUGCUCAUCGCCAGGAGGCUCAGAAAUAACAUUGCAAUCUGAAUUGGUUCGGUAUGAUCACAACACUGAUUCUGAAUAUCUCCUAGAAAGUUCUAGUGGCAAAUCUUGCAAGCACAAGGAAAAAAGCAAGCAUCAUCAGAAAGAUUUUCACUUAGAAUUUGGUGAAAAAUCAAGUCCUAAAAUCAGAGAGGAUGAUAACAGCCCAACAUUUGAGAAUUCUGAGUAUACUCUGAAAAAGACAGACAAAGAAGGUAAAACACUGAAAAAGCAUAAAUUAAAACACAGAGAAAGAGACAAGGAGAAGCAUAAAAAGGAGCAUGAUGUGGAAAAGGAAAAACAUAAACACAAAGAUAAUGUGAAAGACGUCCAAAGAAGUAUCGAGUUUGACAGAGAAUUUUGGAAAGAGAACUUUUUCAAGAGUGAUGAGACCGAAGAUGCAUUGUUAAAUGUAGACCAUGAAUCUCUCUCUUCAGACAGAAAAUCAAAGUUCGAAAAAGCUGUGAUGAAAGAAGAUAAAUUAGGUAAGCCGUUCCAGAAAGAGAGAAACAUGAAGGAGGAGAGAGAAAAAAACAAAAAGGAGAAAGAGAAGCUUCUCAAGGAUGAAAAAACAAAAGAAGAAAAAGAAAUCAUGUUUGCAGACAAAGAAAUGGAAUUGUUUUGCUUUGGUGUUAAAGAUGAGGCAGCUAGCAUGCAUUCAACAGAAAAAGAAACAGAAACUGAAAAGCACGAAAAAUGCUUAAAGGAAAACAAAGACAAGACUGAAAAACGAAUCUCAGUCAAAGAAAAAGAUGCUGAAAAAGUAGAAAGACAAAAUGCAGAAAAAGAGAAAAAGGCAAAACAUGAAUACAAGUCAGAGAAAGAAAAAGCAGAACUAAAUGACAGUACAGAGAAAAUAAAGGAAAAACCCAAUUUCCAGCAAGCAGAAAGAUCCCAUAAAGAAAAUGAUAAAAUAAAAAGCACUGGUACUUUUAAAAAGCUUGAUGACAAAGAAAGAAAUAAAGAGAAGUUUGAUAAAAAGUAUGAAAAAGAAAAGGUUGAUAAAGACAGACAUUUGACUGAAAGUAAAGAAAAACACUGUAUUGAAAGAAAAGUCAAACAGACCGAAAAAGAAUCYGAAUAUAGUAAAGCUGAAAAAAAUAGAGCUAAAGACAAAGAAAAGGAACUUGAAAAAAAGGACAAAUCUAAAGAUAAAGAGGGCUUAACAGUAGCAAACUCGAAACAUGUGCAAGAAGAAAGGAGAUGCAGUAUUACAGAAAGCAAUAAAACAGUGCAUGACAAACUGUCAUCUUUGAAAGAAAAACCUAAGGAUGACUURUUGAAAACUCCAGAUGGUAGAGAAAAAGAUAAAAAAGAUAAAGAUAUAGACCGAUACAAAGAAAGAGAUAAGCAUAAAGAUAAGCUGCAUCACACKAGCUUGCUUAAACUAAAACUUGAACACGAGAAACUUAAGCCGAAGCCAUCUCCUGCACCAAAGGAUGCUCGACCGAAAGAAAAAAGGUUAGUCAAUGAUGACUUAAUGCAAACUAGCUUCGAAAGAAUGCUAAGUCUUAAAGAUUUGGAAAUUGAGCAGUGGCAUAGGAAACAUAAAGARAAAAUAAAACAGAAAGAGAAGGAGCGGCUCAGGAAUCGCACGUGCUUUGAACUGAACAAGAUGAAAGAAAAAGCCAGGCACUCAUUAACAGAAGUAAAGAACAAAGAGCUGGUUCGUUCAAAAAGCUCCGAGUUGGCCGAUGUUUGCAUGAAGGAGAAACAGCAGAAGGAAGCUACCAGCAGCAGAUCACUGUCAGUGGAUACAAAACCUGUAAAUGUAAAAACAUCACUGGUUUUAGAUAAUAUAAAUAGGUCUCCAAAAUCUGAAACUGAGAAGACAGGUCUGAGCUCCAGGUCAGUAUCUAUGGUUUCAGUUGCAAGCUCUGAGGAUUCUUGCCAUACCACAGUAACUACUCCAAGGCCUGUAAUGGAGUACGAUUCAGACUUCAUGCUAGAAAGCUCUGACUCCCAAAUGUCUUUCUCCCAGUCACCGUUUUUGGCGAGGGCCAAAUCACCCGCCCUUCUGGAAAGGGAGCCCGAUAGCGGCGCUGAGCUGACGGAUCGCAUGAAGCCCCCUUUCACAAGCAGGCUUCCCCCAGGCUAUGCUAGAUCAGCAUCUGUCGAAGAUGUUAAGCUGGUGUUGAGCGAGGGCAGGCCCGUGGUGGAGGUGCGGCGGUGCAGCCUGCCUGCUGCUGUUCCUGAGCAGAGCAGACAGGCUCGGGGAGCAGAAGAAAACCCUCAGAGCGCCCUCCCGUCGCUUCCGAGUUACGCCUGUGCUUCUCCAAAGCCAGAGCUGCCAGGUAGCCAGAGCUACGGGCUCGAAAGGGACUUUCCCAGUAGCAUGUCUGCUCUGCAGUCAAGCUUGACAUCAUCUCCAGCUGGAGCUGCWAGCAGCAACAAGCAGGUAACAGCAGGUACCAGCACUGUUAGAAAUACCGCUCAGGCGAGCCCCUCGGAAGAAUUUAAUGUGCAUUUGGAGCCUUGUAGUCAUGGGGGAAUGAUUCAACAGACCAAACUGUGGGAUGUGCCUUUUGACAACAGACUUAAUUCAUUGAACAACGAGUUUAACAGCUCAGGUUAUGCUGUAUCRGAGCAAGAUGCUAAUAAUGUUGUAGCAAUGCAUAACUCUGAAAAUAGGACUUUAAAAGAGCAAAGAUUACCUGAAUUUUUGCCUCAGCAUGCUGAAAUCAAGGGAAACUUCAGUUUCCAGGAAUCUGUAUCAUAUUUGCCUUCUCAGUCKCCUUGUUUGUUACCUAUCCAGCCACUCUCAGAUAUAUCUAAGCACAUUUCUUUACCAGGCACUAGCAGUCAAGAUUCGUUAUUCAUGCAGCAACAAAGUCUAGUUCCGAUGUCAGCUGUUACGUUGGAUACAGAUGUUGGUAGUACCAGAGAGAUAGAAAAUGCUUUCUUCCCUUCAAACGUGAAGAAGGCUGAUGCCCCCGUUGCUGUAUAUUCUGAGAGCUCUCCUCAGGAUAGUUCCCAGAGCUACGAAAGGGCGAGUGAUUUGCGGACAGUGCUGAUAGAAAAAGAUGCUGCUGAGGGUGAGCCCAGUUCUCAUGUAAGUGCAAAUGUGUAUGCAUUCAAUAGGCUCGUUUGCAGGAAUGCUCAAAUGGAGAUGGUUAGUAGCACGGUGGAUGCUACAGACACCAGAAAUGACAAGAGCCAGCAGGCAAACUUGGUUUCGGUGCAUCUGGUUAGUAAUAAAGCAGACACUGAUCCUGGAGAAGUGAGUUUGGGGAUGUCAAAGGAAAUGAUGAGAGAAUCAGCUCAUAAAAAACCCUGCGCUGCAGAGAGAGAAAACCUCUUGACAGAUGAUCCACCACAGUACUCCUUAGCUAAUUUGGAAGGUAGUUCACAACAGGUUAUGCCGGAAGAGGUGCAUAAAUACAGCCAAAUAGUUAAACUGGAAGGAGAAGAAAUUGCUGAGGACCAGAAAGCAGAAGAGCAGGAAGUACCUCAAAGAAUCACAAGAAACAGAGCGAACCUGCUUGCUAACCAAGGUAAGCAGAAUCCUGUGGGCUGCACACUGACGUCAGAGAAAGAGUCCGAAUCAGCAGCAGCUAUGAAAGCAAGAAUUAGAUUAACUGAGGAAGAUGAUGCUCAGGUGCAUCACCCACGCAAAAGGAAAGUAUCCCGUGUGCCUCAGCCUGUGCAAGUGAACCCCUCUUUACUGCAAGCUAAGGAGAAGACACAGCAGUCUUUGGCAGCUCUUGUGGAUUCUCUGAAGCUCGAAGAGAUUCAGCCAUACAGCUCAGAGAGAGCCAAUCCGUAUUUUGAAUACCUACACAUAAGAAAAAAAAUAGAAGAGAAGCGUAAAUUGCUGUGCAGUGUUAUUCCUCAGGCACCUCAAUAUUAUGAUGAAUAUGUGACCUUCAAUGGAUCAUACCUGCUGGAUGGCAAUCCCUUGAGCAAGAUAUGCAUUCCCACUAUUACACCACCUCCCUCACUGUCAGACCCACUUAAGGAACUGUUUAAACAACAGGAGGUUGUAAGGAUGAAACUGCGUUUGCAGCACAGUAUCGAAAGGGAAAAGCUAAUCGUUUCUAACGAACAGGAGGUUCUCCGUGUUCAUUACCGAGCCGCAAGGACCCUCGCGAAUCAAACCCUACCGUUCAGUGCCUGCACUGUCCUGCUGGAUGCCGAGGUUUACAACGUGCCUCUGGAUGCCCAGGCUGAUGACAGUAAAACAUCAGUGAGGGAUCGAUUCAAUGCAAGACAAUUUAUGUCGUGGUUACAGGAUGUUGAUGAUAAGUUUGACAAAUUAAAGACAUGCCUUUUGAUGAGGCAGCAGCAUGAAGCAGCAGCUUUAAACGCGGUACAGAGACUGGAAUGGCAGCUUAAACUACAAGAACUUGACCCUGCUACAUACAAAUCUCUCAGCAUUUAUGAAAUUCAGGAGUUUUAUGUUCCUCUUGUUGAUGUUAAUGAUGACUUUGAGUUGACGCCAAUAUGACAACUGGCGUCAUCCGACUCUUCCAGUUGGACAACUAAAGACUGAUGUGCAGUGAUACACAGAUKUCCUUUCCUUUUAAGACAGAGCACUUAAUUUUGUGGAAUGUGACCUUUUUCAGUAAUUCAGAUUUUUUUUCAGAACGAUGUUAAACAGCCUUUUGUUCAAAUACAGAAGUUGGAGGCUAAUUUUAGAAAUCAGUUCCCCGGUUAAUACUGUUACCUGUAUUUUAAAAGUUGCCUAUAGCUUGAGGGCUUAUUGCUUAAAAAAAAAAAAUUAAAAAAAAAGACAAAACAAACGGUGAGUUAACAGCGCUGGAAGCUGUUAAUA
This is a messenger RNA of Nothoprocta perdicaria, 6463 nucleotides long. It is a transcript of the gene ANKRD12, whose product is annotated as ankyrin repeat domain 12. Gene Ontology annotation, molecular function: protein binding. The record is from RefSeq and is a predicted model, not a curated record. The transcript is spliced from 11 exons. The coding region runs from base 50 to 6136 and encodes 2028 amino acids. Gene Ontology annotation, cellular component: nucleoplasm. Lineage: Eukaryota; Metazoa; Chordata; Aves; Tinamiformes; Tinamidae.